This is a messenger RNA of Vanrija pseudolonga, 216 nucleotides long. RefSeq lists its product as uncharacterized. The transcript has 3 exons. Bases 1 to 216 code for a protein of 71 amino acids. Lineage: Eukaryota; Fungi; Basidiomycota; Tremellomycetes; Trichosporonales; Trichosporonaceae. The record is from RefSeq and is a predicted model, not a curated record.
AUGUCCAACACCCCUUCCAAGUCCACGCUCAAGAAGCCAACCCCGUUAUCGAAGGCGUACUCCAUGUGCCCCCUCCGUGAGGUCGCAUACAAGGAGAGUGAAAUGCGUGAAGUCUCUGAGCAGCUAGAGAAAGCUGGUUACCAGCCGCGCAGCGCUGGCGCCCUCCGCUGGAGGAUCACCCACAAGCUGCGCAAAGACCCCGCGGUCGACAACUAA